AUGCGUAUCUAUGCCAUAUACGGACGCAACAAGUUGUUAUUCUACAUUCUGUUGGGUCUGGGAAUGGUGAACCCGAUCUCCAACUUGUACGUGUACUCCCUGAUUAGUCCAUCUGGUGAAACUAUUGGGGGCUGGAGCACAUGUCUUGCGUACAUUGUGAACUUCAAUUCUGUCACCAGCUGGAAUGUCGGGACAAGGGCGUCCACAGUCACUGUUGACUGCCUUGUGCUCAUCAUGACAUGGUUGAAGACAUACAGAACCAGGAAAGUGGCCAAAGAAGUCAAGACACCACUUACAACUGUCUUACUUACCGAUGGUACAACGUACUUCAGUGUCCUUCUCCUUAUCAACGUGGUCGCCAUGGCGUUUGAGGAACUCAUGUUUUACGAUUUUCUCUUCACUACGUGGGCCAACACCAUGACAGCCAUCCUGACAUGCCGCUUCAUGUUGGACAUGCGCGAAGCAGCCACACCUGCAGAUCCUACUGGUCUCUCGCAGCUGAACACUUUAGUAUUCGCUCGACCGGACUUGUCUGCGAUACCAGAGGUCGACGAGGCCUUUGGGACGGAUGCACCAGUUGACGUUGAGGCGCCAGUGGUUCGGGACAUGACAGCUGGCACCACCGAUGCGAUGGUUAUCGCCGAGGAACCUCGCUUUCGCUGA
Molecule: messenger RNA, 663 nt
Organism: Sparassis crispa
Lineage: Eukaryota; Fungi; Basidiomycota; Agaricomycetes; Polyporales; Sparassidaceae
Exons: 8
Coding region: 1-663 (220 amino acids)
Source: RefSeq, a predicted model, not a curated record